ACACUGGUAAUUAAGCGCUUUGAGUGACAGCGGCCGGGCCAAAUGGCGCAGAAGGCUCCCAUUGGCCGUUGCGCACUUUACAACCCGCUCUUGUUCCUCCGCGCUGCGCUCACUCGCCACUUUGAGCUGGGACGCGCACGAGAGAGCACCGCAGAGGUUUGGAGUUACCCGAGGAGGACUUAGUAGAUCCGUUUAGCUUUUCAGUUGCGUUAUUUUGGAGUGAAGUUUCAAUUUACUUCCAAGAAAAUGAGCUUCUUGCGGAGUUUGGUGACCCUGGCGCUGGUUUGUGCCUGCGCGGCGUCCGAGUACGAGUACCUGGGCUGGAGGUCGGACGCGUACAACGGGGGUCGCGGGUACGGCAAGCCCCCCCAGUGCGUGGACAUACCGGACGACCUGCGCCUGUGCCACACCGUAGGCUACAACCAGAUGCUGCUGCCCAACCUCCUGGAGCACGAGAGCAUGGCGGAGGUGAAGCAGCAGGCGAGCAGCUGGGUACCGCUCGUGCACAAGAACUGCCACCCGGGGACCCAAGUGUUCCUGUGCUCGCUGUUCGCCCCCGUGUGCCUGGACAGACCCAUCUACCCGUGCCGGUGGCUGUGCGAGGCGGUGCGCGACGGCUGCACCCCGAUCAUGGAGGCGUUCGGUUUCCCCUGGCCCGAGAUGCUCACGUGCGACAAGUUCCCCCAGGACGACGUGUGCAUCGCCAUGACGCAGCCCAACGCCACCGACGCCACGAGACCGACAGAUUACUCUCCAAUCUGCCCUCCCUGUGACAAUGAGAUGAAAGCAGACACCAUUCUGGAACAUAUGUGUGCCAGUGAAUUCGCCUUCAAAGCCAAAAUCAAGGAGGUCAAGCGCGAGAACAUGGACCGCAAAGUCAUCCUCCAGAAGCGCAAGAAGGCUAUCAAAAUGGGCACGCUGAAGAAGAAGGACCUGAAGAAGCUGGUCCUGAACCUGAAGAACGGAGCCGACUGCCCCUGCCAGCAGCUGGACAACCUCAGCCCCCAGUACCUCAUCAUGGGACGCAAGGUGGACCAGCAGUUCCUCCUCACCGGCAUCCACAAAUGGGACAAGUCCAGCAAAGAGUUCAAGAAAACCAUCAAGAAACUCAAGACCUACAAGUGCCCCGCAUUCGAGAACGUCUUCUAAUUACGAUUACGAAAAAAAAAAAAAAAAAAAGAAAAGAUGGACUUGCACAAAUGUUAAAGCGGAACUCAGUAUGUUUGGUAAAUGAACUGAUUCAGAGACUGUGAUGGUCGGUUGGGUGAAAUAUGAGCGUUAGAGAACUUAAAGAGUUUUAUUAUGUUAAAGCUGCAUUGUGUAACUUUUCUGGUGGUUGCUCUGUCCACCAGAUGCUUUGCUCCUUGUAGAUGUUUUUGCUUUGUCUGGAAUGCUUCACAGUAUGGCGUUAAACCUUUCUAUCUUUGUGGAGACGUAACCAGACAAAGUUACAGAUCAGAUCUGUUUUUCUAGGUAUUUUUGAGCAAUAAAACCACCUGCAAUUGAAUAAAUGUAAAUUAGAGGUGUUUAAUGUCAUACAGUGGAAAAUUCCAAACAGAGCAACGUACGGAAGCCGAAAGGGGUCACAACAAACGCAAACGCCGCAACAAAUACAAACGUGACAACACAACAAAAAGCCACAACAAACCAAAAAAAGUCACAACGAAAAUAACCGUGGGACUCUAUUUUAAUUCAAAUGCCGCAACAAAUACAAAUGCCACAACACAAACGUAAACGCCGCAACACAUUAAAAAGCCACAACACAUCAAAAAGCCACAACGGAAGUGACCGCGGGACUCUAUUUUCUGACGGACCGAUCAAGCGGCAAAUGAAGAAGAAGAACUACAACGUGAAAUGAAUAAUGAUAAAACAAUAAAUUGCUUUUACUUAUGUUUCCAACUUCUCCGUUCCUUUACUUUUCAUGUUGUAGUUCUUCUUCGGAAAAUAGAGUCCUGCGGUCACUUCCGUUGUGGCUUUUUGAUGUGUUGCGGCAUUUGCGUUUGUGUUGCGACGUUUGUAUUUGUUGCGGCGUUUGCAUUAAAAUAGAGUCCCACGCUCAUUUCCGUUGUGGCUUUUUGUGGUGUGUUGUGGCUUUUUGUUGUGUUGUCACAUUUAUAUUUGUCGCGGCGUUUGCGUUUGUUGUGACCCCUCUCGGCUUCCGUAGAAAUGACAUAUCCGCAGGAACAAGCAAAAUGACGGACCCCCAACCGAAAAGUUACAUAGUUCACCUUUACGUCUUCAUCAUCAAGUUUAGUUAAUCUACUCCAGAUUUCAAAUGAGUCCAUGAAUCUCCUUUGUGUUUUUAAAGACCAUACGUUCACCAGACUUCAUCUUUUUGCGCAGACUGCCGUACUUACCAUUGUUUUUUAGUUUCAUUCAAGUAUUUCAAUGAAGCUUAGCAGUCCUGUCUACUUCGCAGUUGGCUCUGGAUCUGGAAGAAAAUUUUCCAUUCAUUUUCACCAUGGGCUUUCCGAAUUAAAGAGAUUAAAUGCGCGAUGGAGGCUAACCAGCUGUGUGGUAACUAAUCUCCGUAGCAUGGUUAUUUUCAGUCCAAAAAGCACACUUAAAACUUAAAAUUCAACUAAACAUUUUAAGAUCUUUUUAUAGUUGUGGUCAGCAGUUACUACACGGCGGAUUGGCCCUGGACGAGCUUUCAGACUUUUAGUAUUAAUUUUCUUUGGAAAGUCUACUGGGAAAAUUACUGUAGGAACCAAUUGGAUGCAGAUGUGAUCCUGUAGCGCCCCCUUAUGUUUUGGAUGGCCACUCCAAGACACGUACACUGUAUUAAGUGAUAUUAUAGCCAAUACCAAUGAUCGUUAAAAAGCCCAAGUAUCUUUGAGUCUGAAAUUUUCUGAAAGCAAGUUAUCGUUAAGGUACACUGUGUAACUUUUUGGUUUGUGAUCCGUCACCUGUUUGUUUCUACGGAUACAUCAUUGCUCAACCUGGAAUGUUCCAUAGUGUGACAUUAAACAGCUCUACUUUACAUUUUUUGAAGUACAGGUGGUUUUAUAUCUUAACUAGAAAAGCACUCAGAGAGCGCAGACCUCCGCCAAGGACUACAGUCCCCCUCAUAUUAAUUGUGUUUUCCAUAAAUAUUUGUCUCGUAUCUUUCAAUUUGGAAUAUGAAAGAGGAUCCGAUUGUCCAUCCCUGAGUCAAAUUUCAUGGGUUUUGGUCAAUAAUUAACCCAGAUAUUGAGAAACAAAAUUUUUGGCCCCAUUGACCACAAUGUUAACUAAAAUUUCAAAGUGAUCCAGAAUCCAGAAUUUCUUCCGGAUCACCCCCAAAAUGAAAUCAGUUCUUCCUUUUCACAUUUCCAACAAAUCCUGAAAAUUUCAUCAAAAUUGGUCCAUAACUUUUUGAGUUAUGUUGCUAACAGACAAACAAACAAACAAACAAACAGACAAACGCCGGCAAAAACAUAACCUCCUUGGCGGAGGUAAAAAUACUGAAAAAAAAAAACGUUCUAACUGUGAGCGGCAUCGCCUCUCCACAGAUCUGACCUGUAACUUGGUCCGGUUUGGUCUCCAUGAAGAUAGACACGUUUAAAGCCAUACUGUGAAACAUUCCAGACGAAGCGGUCACAUCUCGACGUUGAAAAGCAGUUGACGGACCUUCCACCCGAAAAGUUACACAAUACACCUUUAGACAACAAGCUUCCCGUGGUUGUAUUUCUUGAUUUUCACUGUAACGUGAAGAAAUGAGACGCGUAACUGAGUUCUGCUUUAAAGGAAAAUCCUUUGCUUUAUAUUUUGUCUGUUUAUAUAUCUAUAUAUCUUUGUACAUUUACAGAUUCCCUUUUGGACAUGUUAGUGUUUUGAAUGUGCUGAGUGGUUGGGUUACUUUUCUAUUCGCUUUGUUUUUAUAUGGACUCAAGAAGAUAACCCCUCUCACUGAAAUGAUUGCCAAUAUAUUUGUAGGCGUAUUCUUGUAAUUUUCCGCUCAGAUUGUGUUGUUUUGUUAGUAUAAAGAAGCUAAGUCAAGCAUCUUCUAAGAGAUUGCAUAAGUUGUCAAAAUGGGAUAAUGAAUGAAUGAUGAUAAUGAAUGGAAGUCAGUUUUAAAGGGACAUUGUGUAACUUUUCUGAUGGAGGGUCUGUCAAAUGCUUUUCUUCAUGGAGAUGUUAUUGCUUGGUCUGGAAUGUUCCACAGUAUGGCAUUAAACCUUUUUUUAUCUUCACAAAGACCAAAACAGAUUAAGUUACACGCCAGAUCAGGUGGAGAGGCUGUUUUUUGAGCAAUUUCUGAGCUAUAAAACCACCUGUAAUUGAAUAAAUGUAAGGUAGAGCUGUUUCAUGUCAUACUGUGGAACAUGACACAGCCAUAGAAACAAGAAAAUGACAGACCUUCAACCAAAAAGUUACUUAGUGCACCGUUAAAAUCUUGAUGACGUGUGGUUUUGUGGCUCGCAAAUUCUAUAAAAUUUAAAUCCAUCAAACAACGGCAUUGCUGAUAAGCUAAUUGAGCUAAUCUCUUCUAAUGGAAUUGUCAGUUUGGAGAAAAAUGAGAUAAUUGGAGCAAAAAGAAAGAAGAGAAAAUAACAUGGCAAGAAUAGUAUUAAAAAUAAAAAGGUAGUUACUGAUUUCUAUUGAUUUCCAUUCAAAAUCAUAGACACAUCUCGUGUUUUAGAUGGAGGCUUAGGGUGGAUUCACAAAGGUGCAUUAUGUAACUUUUCUGUUGGAGGGUCUGUCACCUGCUUGUUUCUAUGGAUAUGUCAUUGCUCUGUCUAGAAUGUUCCGCAGUAUGACAUUAAACACCUCUACCUUACACUUAUUCAAUUACAGGUGGUUUUAUAGCUCAAAAGUACCUAUAAAACCAGACGUUCUGACUGUGAGCGGGGUCGCCUCUCCACAGAUCUGGCCUGUACCUUGGUCUGGUUGUUCUCCAUGAAGAUAGAAUGCCAUACUGUGAAAUAUUCAAAAUAAUAAAUAACAAAUAAUUUCCCUUGUGAAUCAAUUAAGUUUGUCUUAAAUCUAUUCCAGACAAAGCAAUAACAUCUCAUCAUCAUGGAGAAAAGCUUUUGACGCACCUCCACCAGAAAAGUUACACAAUGCACCUUUAAGGGCCUGUUGACACAAGAACGCUUGCAGGUAAAAACGACAAAAUAUUUUAUCGGAAGUCCCUUUCGUUUAGACCAGGCAUAUCCAAACUAUGGUCCGGGGGCCAAAUGCGGCCCUCAGACAUUUGUUUCUUGGCUGUCCUCAGGUCUUCUAGGUGAAUUGCAUCAAUUAAAAAUUACCUUGCAUCAAUUAAAAAAUAUUUUUUUACUGCAAGUUUUUUGAAAAUCUACUUUGAUAAAGCUAAUACUGAAUCUUUAGUGUGUGGUUUUGAGGAUCUUAGCAUGAAUAAAGACUGAUGGCUCAUUCUAAUGUGUUAAACAUGCACAUAUUUCCAUUAUUCCCUGUACUGAGCAUCAGUCUACAGCCCUCAGUCGGCCCUCUGCUUCAUCUGUGUUUAGAUAUGUGGCCCUAGAUGAAAAAAGUUUGGACAUCCCUGGUUUAGACCAAACUCCAAAGUGGAAAAGUUAAAUACGCUCCCCGUAGCAUUUCCGUCUACAUCGCCCAAGAUGCAAAACUCUGGUCAGAUCUGCUCACGUCGCGUAUGCGUUUACGUCACAUACAUACAGUACACAGAAACAAACAUAUCGGAUCAUUUCCAUGCAUUCAAUCUAAUAAAUUUACAGGAGGCAUACCAGCAAAUCCACAGAAUCUGCAGAGACACUAUUAGUGAACAGAA
Boleophthalmus pectinirostris (great blue-spotted mudskipper) is the source of this 5731-nucleotide messenger RNA. It is a transcript of the gene sfrp1a, whose product is annotated as secreted frizzled-related protein 1a. The record is from RefSeq and is a predicted model, not a curated record. The transcript has 3 exons. Bases 247 to 1149 code for a protein of 300 amino acids. NCBI's taxonomy places the organism in Eukaryota, Metazoa, Chordata, Actinopteri, Gobiiformes, Gobiidae. Gene Ontology annotation, molecular function: Wnt-protein binding. Gene Ontology annotation, biological process: non-canonical Wnt signaling pathway; canonical Wnt signaling pathway; negative regulation of canonical Wnt signaling pathway.